UGUCUGGUCCCAAAUGAGGUUAUAUAUUUGUUUUGAAAUGCUUUAACCUCUAAUAUGUUCUAUAUCACCUUAGAGAAUCAACUGUAUCAUCAAGAAACCUGCCUCUGGUAAGCGCUGAAAUACAACGAUCUCAUGCUGGUUUUAAGAAAAUCUUCACGUCUGGUCAGAGCAGCUCCACAAAGCCUUAACAGGCCGCUGUCUCAAUUUACCCCAAAUAAACGUUACAAUGUUAUUGUUGUGGGAGGAGGACAUGCUGGAGCGGAGGCCUGUGCGGCUGCAGCGCGAAUGGGCUCGCAAACCCUGUUAAUCACACAUAAAAAAAAUACUGUGGGAGAAAUGUCUUGUAAUCCAUCCUUUGGAGGAAUAGGAAAGGGGCAUUUAAUGCGUGAAGUUGAUGCUUUGGAUGGAGUUUGUGGUAGAAUUUGCGAUCAGUCCGGCAUUCAGUACAAAAUUCUCAACAGAAGGAAAGGCCCAGCAGUAUGGGGAUACAGAGCACAAAUCGAUCGUGAAUUAUACAAAAAACACAUCCAAGAUGAACUGUUUGAAAAAACUAAGAAUUUGGACAUUCUGUUUUCUCCAGUUGAGGACUUAAUCAUAGAAAACAGCUAUACUGAUGCGAAUAAUCAAACCAUUGUGGACUGUAAAGGAAUUCUAUUGAAUGACGGUACAAGAAUACAGUCUGACUGCGUUGUAAUAACCACUGGAACCUUUUUAAAUGGCAGGAUUAACAUAGGGCUGAAAGUAUUUCCAGCUGGUCGAAUAGGCGAUGAGCCGGCCAUAGGUCUUUCAAAUACCUUAAAGCAAUUAAACUUGAAAAUGGGGCGUCUAAAAACAGGCACGCCACCAAGAUUAAACGCCAAAACUAUUGAUUACGAUCGGUGUAUCCCCCAUAAAGGGGACAAUCCUCCACUUCCAUUUUCCUUCAUGAACAGCUCUGUGUGGAUCGAUCCCAACGAUCAGGUGCUUUGCUAUUUGACAAACACCAACUCGAAAAUCGAAGACAUAGUAAAGAAUAACAUUCACCUGAACAGGCAUGUUUUUGAGGAAGUAACCGGCCCCAGAUAUUGCCCCAGUAUUGAGUCGAAAGUGCUGAAAUUUGGGGGAAGAGAACAUCAGCUGUGGUUAGAACCUGAAGGCCUUAAUAGCAAUGUGAUAUACCCGAACGGAUUGUCGUGUACGCUACCAGAAGACCUCCAAGAGCAGCUUGUGCAUGCAAUUCCCGCUUUGGAAAAAGUGGAAAUUCUCCGACCAGGAUAUGGGGUCGAAUACGACUUUGUCGAUCCCCGAGAACUCAGUCCUUCUUUGGAAGUUAAAAAAGUUAAGGGGCUGUUUUUGGCGGGUCAGAUUAACGGCACUACUGGUUAUGAAGAAGCGGCCGCCCAAGGAAUUCUAGCCGGAAUUAAUGCCGCAGCCAAAGCUCUAAAAACCCCACCGCUAAUAAUCAGCAGGACUGAAGGCUACAUUGGAGUUAUGGUGGACGAUCUUACUACAAUGGGCACCACUGAACCCUAUAGAAUGUUCACUAGCCGUGCUGAAUUCAGAUUAACAUUGAGGCCUGACAACGCAGAUCAACGGUUGACUGCUAAAGGAUAUGCAGUCGGAUGUGUGUCCAAAGAACGGUAUCAGAACAUGGUAAAUGUUCAGAGAAAGUUAAAGGAUGGAAUCGCUUUAUUGAAAAGCACGUUUAACGUCUCCAACCAGUGGAGGAGGCUUAUGGGGGCCGUCAUUGUUAAAAACAACACCAAAAGAAGUGCUUGGGAAAUGCUAGAUAUUAAUAACGAUAUCACAAUCAAUUUAAUGGCCACAGCUGAACCUGCUUUGUUGCCUUUGACUUACGAUCAGGCUCUAACGACGCGACUUCAAAUUGAGGCGACAUACGAACGAGCGGCUGCUGAGCAAUAUGAAGAAGUCAAUGAGGUGAGAGCAAAUGAAGCUCUGAUGCUGCCCGAGGAUCUAAAUUACAACUCCGAGUCCUUGAGCUUGAGUAUGGAGGAAAGAGAAAAACUUUUGGCAGUCCAACCACAAACCAUUGCUGCAGCUAGCCGUAUACCUGGAGUGACACCAUCUUCUAUUCUCAGGUUAUUAAGAUAUGUGAAAUACCAAAACCAUACCGCAUCCGGCCUAUCAGCAUAAAUAUAUCAACGUUUUGAAAA
Messenger RNA from Dendroctonus ponderosae (mountain pine beetle), 2153 nucleotides. Its product is annotated as protein MTO1 homolog, mitochondrial. Gene Ontology annotation, molecular function: flavin adenine dinucleotide binding. The record is from RefSeq and is a predicted model, not a curated record. Lineage: Eukaryota; Metazoa; Arthropoda; Insecta; Coleoptera; Curculionidae. The coding region runs from base 133 to 2133 and encodes 666 amino acids. Gene Ontology annotation, cellular component: cytosol. Gene Ontology annotation, biological process: tRNA wobble uridine modification; tRNA methylation. The transcript has 12 exons.